Candidula unifasciata is the source of this 706-nucleotide messenger RNA. NCBI's taxonomy places the organism in Eukaryota, Metazoa, Mollusca, Gastropoda, Stylommatophora, Geomitridae. The record is from the annotation of a GenBank genome assembly.
GUAAUGAUACGUUGGACGUCUCUGGAACUCCACUAAUGUACAGUGUUGUCUAUGAAGCAGCACAGCAAGUGAAGAACCCAAACCCCAAGGAGAUUCAAGCUGGACGAUCCACGGUCUUUGAUACUUGGUUAUACAACCAACCUUUGAACUUCUCACAAGGAGACAAGACAGCGGUUCCCAGUAUCAGGGCUCCUGGUUCAGGCUCCGAUCACGCCCCUUUACUACAGAAAGCUGGAAUAACCGUCGUUGACAUAGAAUACAGAUAUGGUUCUAAAUACCAGAUGUCACAAUAUCCACUGUACCACACUGAAUAUGAGACGUUUGAUUUAGUCAAGCAACAGGUGGACAGAAACUUUGAGUUCCACGCUGCUGUUGGCCGAGUAGGCGCUGAGAUAGCUCGACAUUUGGCAGACUCCCGCAUCCUGCCACUCAACGUGACCAACUACGCUGCAGGGCUGGAGAAUUGUCGUCUGACACUACAUCGUGACUUUGGAACACUGCUAGAAGAGAAUCUUGGAUUAGACACCUAUAAUAAAUUGGAAUCUGUUAUAAAAGGCUUUGCCCAAGAUGCAUCUCGGUUUGAAGCCUUGCUAGAAAAUGUGGACAAAACUAACCCGUACGCCCUGCGUGAGAUCAACGAUAAACUGCUGUUACUAGAGAAAGCUUUCCUGCACCCAGAUGGUUUACCGGCCAGGCCACUGAAGAA